CCAAGCCGUGUCAUCAGGCUACGCGCACUUGGCCCUGUCUGGUGAUAGCCUUGGCUGAGCGCGUCAACGGUGACUAGCUGUUCCGUCUCUGCCUGUCCUUCCGGCCGGCAGGCGUGCGUUCACCUUGUCGAUGAGGCCGUGCACUUUUGGCUCCUCAUCCCUUGUCCGAGCCUGUCCACGUGAUGGCAGUCAUCUAGCAGCCCAGCAUCUCGCCUUGGAGCGCUUCAACAUGAUCUUUGGGGAUGUGAGCCCGCCCUCAACUUGUCUCCUCAUCCGUCCCGCCGUACCAUUGACUGUUGCAAACCAAUCACGGGCUCCUUCUGGCUGCGGCGCCUUCCAUGGUGCGCAUCCGCCAGAUCAGGCACGGCGGGUCAGACUGCAAGUAUCAGCCUCGGGUUGGAAAAAGGGCACGGCGUGCAUGUUUUUCCGCCUGCCUCGCGAUGAGGCGCAACCAGUCUUGCGGGGCUUUACAUCCAGCUUUCAUGAACCAAGACGGCAUGGCGUAGUAGUGGAUUGCAAGAUGCACUCGUCACCACGCAAUUGUGAAUGCCUCCACGCCUUUGCCGACGAGACAUGUCUGCUGAGCGAACAGCCACAAUGGAAACGCUUCAUCGUGGCGAAAUUCGGGCAAAGGCGUGCUGGCGAAGGGAGGCUAAUGCGCAUAAUCGAUCGCUUUCGUGAUCGUGAAGUGACGGACGGGCGUAAGCUAGCGCAGCGCGUGAUGCAACGGAACGCUCCUCCACUAUGCUUCCGCUCACUUUUGGCGACCCCGCUCACGUCGCCGGAACUUUCCUGGUAAAUGUGAUCCCGUGGCGUAGAUCUCAGCCACCCGGCUACUCAUCUCAGACGACGAGCCCAAACAUGGAUGUCGCACGCUUGAGCUCCCCAUUGACAGUGACGAGACAAUCACGAUGGGCAUCCAGCUGGUUGUGAA
This is a messenger RNA of Ceraceosorus guamensis, 934 nucleotides long. RefSeq lists its product as hypothetical. The record is from RefSeq and is a predicted model, not a curated record. Bases 131 to 799 code for a protein of 222 amino acids. The transcript has a single exon. NCBI's taxonomy places the organism in Eukaryota, Fungi, Basidiomycota, Exobasidiomycetes, Ceraceosorales, Ceraceosoraceae.